GGCUUGUGACGGUAAAUUCCACGACGGCCUACUGUUUCUUGGUCAUUCUUAUCGCAAACCUAGAAUUGGAAGGAACCGUUGGGGGGUACUACCCGUGAGUAUAAAGAGGAGUCAUCUAAAGGAGAAGGAUCUCUUUCAUGCACGCUUCAAACGUAGUCGAGACCUGCGAUUCUACGACCGCGUCCACUUCACAAGAUGACUCCGAGCUAUCAUCACACGCCAGCCCGCCCUCUACACCUCCAAGAGGUCGUGCACGUUACCCCGACACGCUAACUCGCGUUCCCUUGCAUCGCCGUGGAACAUCCAAGACAUAUGAACGCCUCGAAGACCUUCUUCGCGAAGCCGGCUACAAAGAAACUCGCGUCUUUACACCAGAAUCCGAGCGACACACAGAUCAUACAACCGAUAAACACACAAGCAACGUGCGUGGCGGUGUAGGUGCUGUCGUUGGUUUCCUCGCCGGCCUCGUAAGCCGCAAUUCGAGUCUAGCACGGGAACCAAUCUCCAACAAUAAUUCCCACUCUCAACCACCAUCACCGCUUGCACACAUCAAGGCUCUCCAUGCUUCUUCUUCUACAUCCUCAUUUUCCUUCAACACAUCCCCAGAGAGCCUCCGUAAGCAUUCCCGCUUUCACGCCACCCAGGGCCAGGCCCGACGCAACCUAUUCCCCGAAACCCAUGGCCGGUCCCAAGCCCCGAAUGCCUACAUGCGCCAUCAAUCUUCAUCUAACUUCUCCAAAGCCGCACCAAACGCUCACGCAUAUCUCCGACAUAUGGCAUCAGCACCGAACAUCCAACCCCUAGCUAAACGCCCCUCCUCAUCAAAUGUCUCCCUCCGCUCCCAUCGCACUCCCCAUGCACAACCCCGUUCUUCCCGUCGAGCCUUGCUCCUCACAGCAGACGACAUCAUCGAGACAGACGACCCUCCGCCGCUCCCUCGUAACUGGAUGGAAUCUGUCGCUAAAGCCCUUCUCUCUGGUGUGCCUGAGACUGCUUCUACGCAAAAAACGAACUCGACGUUAUCAGAGACGACGAAUAGACCUAGGGAACAGAGACGCCCACCAUUGCUAUGCGCACAGGUGCGGGAGCAGCGCGCAGGUACGACUGAAGGGAAGGUGAGCCAGACGAGCGUCGUGUGUAGGUCUACGCCUACGUCGCGUGCGGGAUCGAGGGUGCGUAGAACUGGUGCUGAAGAUGAUGAAUCGAGAUAUAGACGUGACGAGGAGAGACGGAGGAAGAAUAAGCGGGAGGAAGAAUCAAGGAAAGGGAAAGGAAAGGGAAAGGGAAAACGCAAGGAAUCAGAUAUGGUUCCUUCAUUAGCCCGUACGAGGGUUGAGAACGAUGAGUGGAGUAUGAGCAGGCACCUCCCCGCGAGCCAUAGACAAGAAGGACCGUGUUUUUCCAGCUCAUCCUCUGAAGAUGAGGAUGAAGAAGACGAAGGAGAACUAGACCUAGAACGGUUACUCGUCCCAGCCAGACGUCAAGCCUCCAUUCGCAGUCUCCGAAAACAUCUUCACCCACCCAGUACAACAGGCAGCCUCCGAGGGGUACCUCGAACGUCCCCCACUGUCAGCAGUACCACCAGCACUAUCAAUGGCCAACUCUCGUCUUUCGCACCAGGUUCACGACAGCAUAUCUGGCUAAACGAUUCCUGGGGCACAGGUAGAGGCCGCCGGUGGGUCGUAGGUGAAGAUGACGACGAUGAAGGGGACGGGUAUGGGAACGGAAGCACUAACGGCGCGUUUUCAGCGUCUGAGAUUGAGGGGACUGGUUCUAGCGCCAGUACUCAUACACGUGCGGGGAUGAAGCGCCGCCGCGGGUUGCCUGGCGCGUGGGUGCAGUGGGGCGGUUGAAGUUGAUGCUAUGAUGAUAAAGGGACUCCUCCUUCCUCUUCCUAGUUCUAAUCGUUUGCAGGGAUAGACCCACGUGCAGAAUGGGGUUGGUUUGUCGGUGCUUUGGAAUCUGGACCCUUCGUUUGUUCGUGCGUGCUUGACCAUUUGCAUUUUUUGUCAUUUUCAUCUUUGCUUUCGUUUUCGUGCACAUUGUUAUGGUAUGAUACAAUACAUAUGCUUUAUUGAUGUUGUGGUCGGUAUCUCAGAUCUUACCUGGGACGAAGGAUACGAGUAAUUUACUUUGUUCUAACUCGAACUUGAAGAAUAGAUGUAAUUGUUGAUGGUC
Molecule: messenger RNA, 2178 nt
Organism: Suillus subalutaceus
Lineage: Eukaryota; Fungi; Basidiomycota; Agaricomycetes; Boletales; Suillaceae
Exons: 2
Coding region: 138-1853 (571 amino acids)
Source: RefSeq, a predicted model, not a curated record